This is a messenger RNA of Anarrhichthys ocellatus (wolf-eel), 4609 nucleotides long. RefSeq names its product leucine zipper putative tumor suppressor 3-like. Gene Ontology annotation, biological process: regulation of dendritic spine morphogenesis. NCBI's taxonomy places the organism in Eukaryota, Metazoa, Chordata, Actinopteri, Perciformes, Anarhichadidae. The transcript has 7 exons. The coding region runs from base 72 to 2525 and encodes 817 amino acids. The record is from RefSeq and is a predicted model, not a curated record. Gene Ontology annotation, cellular component: dendritic spine.
GAGAGAGGGAGAGGGAGAGGGAGAGGGAAAGAGAGAGGCUGGAGAACGAGAGGUUGGAGAGAGAGAGAGAAAUGCAGGCCGCAGGGUUAGACGUUUGUGGGAACCUUGUGGGACGAGGAGCAAACGAGAAGAGCAGCGUUGGCAUGAGCCACCACCAACACCAGCACAGAGAGAUGGCAGCCGCCAGAGCUGACAGUGAGAGCAAACCAGGCGGCCAUAACCCUCCGAACCACAACCCGCCCAAGAUCCUGCCAGUGUCGGGAAAACUGGAGCAGGCGAUGCAGAACAACUCAGGCCUUGUUCGUCCCUCUGCCUUCAAGCCGGUGGUUCCCAAGAGCUUCCACUCCAUGCAGAACCUGGUGGGCCAGGCAGGAGGGGCUGGGAGCGAGGGCAAGACUGAGGCAAGGAGUGAAGGGUUCAGUGAGAGCAGAGGAGGCAGGAGAGGCAGGGAUGGAGCAGGAGCAGAAUCAGGAGAGGUCCCAGAGGCCCUGCUCCUGGACCAGGACAGCCCAGUGAGGGUCAGCAGAACUGAGGGCGGGGGAAACGGUAUUGAAGUGGUUCAGGGAGGAUUGUCUGACUCAGGGAGGAACUCCCUGACCAGCCUGCCCACCUAUACGGGCUCGGGGUCCGGUUGUGGGCCCCCAGCAGUGCUGGGGCCUCUCAGUGCUUCCACCAGCCACAUCAACAGGUUGGGCAUGGUUGGGGCAGCUGCAGGCCUCGACAAGCUUGAAAAGCCUGGCUACCAGAACGGGCUCAGCGCCUCAGACAGCGGCCGGUCCUCCUCGGGGAAGAGCUCCUCGUCCUAUCAGAGGCUGAGCCACCUGAGUGACGCCCCAGCACCUCUACGCCCCUCCCCCUCGUCCGAUGACAUCAUCCAGGACCUCGAGGACCGCUUGUGGGAGAAAGAGCAAGAGGUGCAGCAUAUGCGCAGAAACCUGGACCAAAGUGAGGCAGCAAUCAUUCAGGUGUUUGAGGAGAAGCAACGUGUCUGGGAGCGACAGAUGGACGAGCUGAGACAGAACUACGCUUCGCGUCUGCAGCAGGUUACCCGUCGCGCUCAGCGCUCCCAGACGGCCCUGCAGGCCCAGAUAGGCCGUCUGUCCCAGGACAAGAGGAGGCUCCAGGAGGAGAUGGCGGCCCUGUUGGCCCAGAGAGAGGACCUGGAGAGAAAGUGUCUGGAUUACAGGAAGGAGCAGGCUGACAUCUUGCCUCGUCUGGAGGAAACCAAGUGGGAGGUGUGUCAGAAGGCGGGAGAGAUCUCCUUGCUGAAGCAGCAGUUGAGGGAGAGUCAGGCGGAAGUGACCCAGCGAGCUGGAGAGAUGGUGGCCCUGAGAGGCCAGCUGAAGGAGCUCAAUGCCCAGCUGAGGGAGCGGGAGGAGACCAUGCUGGGCCUGAAGGACUCCUACAGCACCAAGAGUGUGGAGCUGGAGAAGUGUGAGGGAGAGCUGAGGAGGACUCUGUCAGAGGUGUCCAUCCUUAGAGAGAAGCUGGGUGUAUUCGAGGCAGAGGUGCUUGGUUUAAAGCGGGCUCUGAAUGAAGUGAGCAGGGGAGUAGAAGUUGUUGUGAGCCCUAACUUAGCUGCGGCAGGUCUGUUGCCACCAUGGGGACUUGUCCACUGCCCACGAAACCCCACUGAGCCCUCACUCAACUCUCUCACCCCCACAUCUGACACCCUGCUGAGUCUUCAGAGUGAUGAAGCCAAAGCCCAAAGGCAGGAAGCUCAGAGGCAGCAACGCGAAGAAGCUCAAUGGCGUGACGCGCAGCAGCGGCAGGAUGCCCACAUGCAUCAGGACAUCCGAAUGCGGCAGGAUGCACAAAUCCGACCGGACGGCCAAAUGCGCCAAGAGGCCCAGCUUCGUCAGGAGGCUCAUCUCCGCCACGAAGCCCAAAUGCGCCAAGAGGUGCAGCUCCGUCAAGAGGCCCAGCUCUGCCACGAGGCCCAAAUGCGCCAAGAGGCUCAGCUCCGUCACGAGGCCCAACUCUGUCAGGAGGUGCAACUGCGUCAGGACGGCCACCAGCCACAGCGGGGCCAGGAGGGUCACUGGGACGAGGGAGGGGAGCUGCGGAGGCAACUCGAGCAGCUGCAGGCCGCGUUGCGCCUGGAGCGGCAGCAACGGGAGCGUCAGGCCCUCAACUUCGACCAGGAGCGACACACCUGGCAGGACGAGAAGGAGCGGGUUUUGAAAUACCAGGCGCAGCUGCAGCUCAGCUAUGUGGAGACGCUGCAGAAGAACCAGGCUUUGGAAAAAAGGCUGAGCCAGCUGGGAGCCAAACCGAACACAACGUCCACCACCACCACUAUCACCACUACCACCACCACCUCCCCCACCUCCUCCAAUUCUCCGCCUCCACCACCGGGCCUCUCACCGCUGUCUGCUCAGCCCCCACCCUCUCUCCCUAGCCCCAUCGCCCUCACCAUCUCCCCUCCUUGUGAAGACCAGAAGGGCCCUCCGUCGCUCCACCAGCUUGCCAAUCCCUGGGCAGGACCCUCACGCCUGGAGAGGAUAGAGUCCACUGAGAUAUAGAGACGGCUCCGCGACGUAUUGUCCAGUUCGAUACAAGACCUCUCACACAGAACCACUUCAGCAUACAGUUGAAAACAUUUCAGUCUACAAUAGAAUAAAUCAGUACAGUCUGACAUACUUUUCAAAGCAACUAAAGACACUGAACAGCAACAACAGCGACUGCAUAAUCCAACAUUGUCAGUAACAAGCAGUUGAACUUCGUUCAAUCUAUCAAGGAUUUUUCAACCUCCUAAGCAGCCUUUCUCUCACAAGUUGCACACUACUACAUCCUACCUAAUCAGUGUUCAUGAGAAGUGUGCCACACUGAUGGAUGGCAGAAAACUAAAUGUUAAAUGACAAUGUUUAGACGACAGCACUAACACAGGGGGUCAUUUCAUGCCCAUGCUAGAAAAGGACCAAGACAAUCAGGGAUAUUGUCAGAAAUUAUCAACCGGAACAUCAUGCGGUAUUUAUUCAUUGUAAGUCUGUGUCACUGGUAAUGUAAAAGUAGAAAUAGUGGUCAGAGUGUGUGAUGUUAACUUGCAUUUUUGGCCAGAGAGCGCCUUACUCCAUUUCUUUCCAGCAUGUAUACGAGAAAAAUGCCGAUGCUGGGAACAGAUGAAAAAAAAAAGAAAAAAAGAAUCAGGAGUGCUAUUAUCAUUUUCAGUGCUUUAAUUACAAUAUCAGCAAACCAGUUAGACAAAGGCAUUACACAUGGCUGGACUAUUUCAUUUAAAUACCAGCAGAUAUCGACGUCGAAGUUCACACGGACGGAUUCCUGAUUCAGUUUUCAAGUCAUUUCAUGCACAUGGUCCAACAUGCAUGACUCAUUUAAAUGCAUCAUCAAGACCAACAGAGUUUAUAUUUUCUACAAACUGAAUGAAAUAGAUAUGUUUAGUAGAUAAUCAACCCCAAACUGAAUAUAGAAUAUGUUUAUCGAUGUGGGACAACCUGGUUUGCCUUCACUGCGGAUCGUCUGCGGUGACUAAAAACAAACACUAGAGGUCAUCAGAGGGCUUUCGCAGCGCUCUCAGCUCAAAUUUCUUCUCGUUGAACUGCAAGGAGGAUGUGAAUGGAAGCACACAAUUUGAAUUUGGUUAUUAUGACAAUUGUGUCGUUCACUUUGAGCAUUUACAGCCAAGAGAUCUGAGAAGUCAGUCGGUAUCCCCAAAGUUUAAAUUAAAUUUUUAGAAUGUAUGAUAUACUAGAAAGAAAUAAUUAUAAAAGUUAUAGAUUGUAAAUGUAUGUGUGUUUGUGUGUGUGUGUGUGUGUGUGUGUGUGUGUGUGGGAGAGCGGGUGUGUGCAUGUGUGUCUACAUAUGAAAAGCUUCAGCUUAUGAGAUUGAGGAUAGAGGGACUAUAGUGGCAAUACAGCAAAGGAAGAUAUAUUGAGAGCAAAGGGAUUUUGUUUUUGUUUGGCGGGGGGGGGGGGGCAGUAAAGUACAGUAAGAUGUACAUGAAAGCUUGGUACAAGGGCAGGGAGACUGUAUAACCUGGAAACUCUACUUUCUUCUGUAUCGCUCAUUUAGACAAAGCAGGGGAGAAGGAAGUAAAAAAAAAAAAGAAUCUGAAAAAUGGAAAGUCUGUCUUUCUAAGGGAGCAUUCAGCUAACUGCACUAUGUAGUGUCCUACACACGAGUUAUGAUGUACAGUAGACUCAUGUGAAUAUCAUGGCUUUUAUAUGUGUUGUUUACGCCAGCAUACAAAGAUGUUUCUCAAGAAUAUUAACUUAUCUCUAAGGUAUUACAUAGUAUUAUCAUCUUUAUUACUGUUAUUAUAUUAUGGUGAACUGACAGAGAAAAUAUGUGCCAUUUGAGCUUUCUUUUAUGUGUUUUUUUUUUUGUUUUUUGUUUUUUUUAACUGUAGAUAGCCUAACGGCCUACCAUGAUGGUGCAAACAUAGCAACCCUGUCCAAAAAUGAUGUUCCUUUUGAUGUAGGUGAUAAAUGUAGUUAUAGUAUUGCAUUGUUUAGAGAACAAAAUGCUACCAAUUUUAUACAUGUUUCAGAUUUAUUGUUUGCAUUUAUGUUACUAGUACUGUUCUGGCUUGAUUAAAACCACCCCUUUGUUCAAAUUCAGCAGAACUAAUAAAGAUAUGUGAAUAAUU